AGGCUCCGCCCACUUUUCUCCCUCCACACGCCACGCUGUCCUCGUCGUGUCGCCCUCAUUUUCUGCCACCACCACCACACAACAUCUCUAUAUGUUUGCUCCUUCGACGGUUUAUACCUAUGGACAUCAUGGUUCUGGAACAGACGAGGAUGAUGGUCAACAGGUCAUGCCAGGAAUGGAUAAUGGUGAUGGGCAGUGUAUGGUGUGUGGAGACAGGUCGGCUGGAAAACACUAUGGAGUAAUGGCUUGUUAUGGUUGUAAGGGCUUCUUCCGCCGAACAAUCCGAUCCCAACAGACCUACACCUGCCGAUUCACCCAAAAAUGCGCCAUCGACAAGGAUCAACGCAACGCAUGCCGUUACUGCCGGUUCCAGCGUUGCCUGACAGUUGGCAUGGAGCCAGAAGCCAUUCGACCGGAUCGUGACGUCAUCGGCAAGCAGAAGAAUCCACGGAAGAAGAAGAUGAAGUCCGACACGAAUAGUGGAAGCAUCGAUGCAUCCCUACCCUCACCGAAUGGCUGCGAUUCUCCAGUUUCCAAUAAUGAAGAUGUUAUUUUGUCAUUUUUAUUGGAUGUUGAAGAUCAGGCGACUUGCGGGAAUAAUCAUAUCACAAUGCCUAUUGGAAUAUCAAUGAUGAUGAAGAAUGACCCGGAUUUCGAUGUGUCCACUUUGUUCCAUAGUCAAUAUGUCAGAAAUCAGGAGAGCUUUCCGAUAACCUACGCGGUGGGCCGAACAGCCUCUGUGGAGCAACUGAUUGCCGCCCUACGCCGCUACGUGCUCUCCGCCGUCCACUGGAUCGAUGCUCUUUUCAACUUGGCCCAUCUCACAGAGAUUCAUGAUAAAACCACGCUGCUCAAAUCAGUUAUUGGACCGUUUACGAUUUUUAAUAUCGCCGCACGCACCGCUCAGAUUUCUGAUGGGGAUUUGAUUUGUCUUUGCAAUAAAAGUACGAUCAAUCGGCAACCUGCGAGGCAUUUGUUGGAUACUAACCUUGUCGGAAACAACUUUGUCGGCCGUGUAAUUGAUGAUUUGGUAUUUCCAACUAAGAAACUGGCCCUUACAAAUCCGGAAAUCACAAUUCUAUCAGCUCUGAUCAUUUUGGAUCCAGACGCACGUGGAUUGAGCCAAGAGACGUCCCAAGCUCUGCUGGGAAUCAGGGAUCGAGUUCAGAAUGCACUUUUUAAUCUCAUCCGGGAUAACUCAAACAACAUGACAUCGGUGACCAGCAGAUUUGGAAAUUUGCUUCUACUCUUCCCUCCAUUAGCUAAACUAAGCUCCUUAAUCGGUGAAAAUGUGCAACUCGCAAAAAUGUUCGGGAUCCCAAUUGACUCCCUGCUCGUCGAGCUCUACGUCGACGCAGAUUCUCCGGAGCUGAUCUCCCAAGGAUCCCACGCUCGGGAACGAUCCGACGUCUCCACACAGACAGCGUCCCUAGAGGGCGCCAGCGCCUCCAUGACACCAGACGUUACCUCCUCGGAAUUUGUGAAAAUGGAGCAAAACGAGAGCCCGUCAAGCUCAGAGGAGCCAAUGUGCAUCGGAGCACCUGCCACGUCAUCCGCCAACGCAGUCGCCACGAACCUUGCCGCUGAUCUUUUGGGGCUUCUGCCCAACUUUGACGCGACGGGUCUUGACCUGGCAAGCGCUGCGGCGGCAGCUGCGACAUCCGUCAACUACAGUCAUUUUUAUGGAUUCGGGAACCUCGGCGGCUCACUGGACGACUCAUCCUCAUCGGGGACGGGCUCGGUGGGCAGUUUCGCACCCCACUCGGCACCGCCAAUCUCGAAUAAUGUGAACCCGUUCGCCGUCCAUGGAUUCUUUGACAAUAGUGCUCCGAACACUGGUGUCGUUCAUAAUCAGCCGUUUCGAUUCGUCUAGUCAUCGUUUUUUUUGUUGUUGUGAGAAUUCGAAAAUUCGAAAAUUUCUGUAGAUUUAUUGUAGUGUAAAAACAAACAAACAAACAAACAAACAUUUCUUUGAUAGUACAAUCUCAAAUUGUCAGUGCUGGUGUUUGGUGGUGGGAGGAGCGGUUUGAGGUUGCAGCCGACACCUCACAGGCCAGUACAAUGUCGGAUGCUUCAUUGAAUCAGUGGUCGACACUUUGCGAGCCUGGGAGAUGUCGGUUGCAAGUUUAGGGCUGAAGUAGGGAGGUGUCGGCUGCUGUGAUACAGUGCGACAACUCCCUGCUGCAGUCUAGCAGCCGACACCUGACGGGUCCGGCUGCAACUACAGUAGGAAGGUGUCGCCUCUUGCAUUAAUUCAGCGACCGACACUUCCCUGCUUUAGGCUAGCAGUCGCCGUUUCUGGGGCCCGUGAGGUUGCUCGGUUGCUGAUGCAAUGUAGCAGCCGACACCAGACAGUCCUGUGAGAUGUCGCGUUCUUUAUUGUAUUAGCGGCCGACACCUCGCAAGUCUGCAAAAACCUCCUCCUCUCACCAAAUUCCGGCAUUUUCCUCGUGCAUUCCCACAUUUUUGUCAGUUUCCAGAUUUCUAAAACACUUUUUUUUUCUUUUUUUACUUUUUUCUAGCAUAAUCUUCUUCUUUUUUUUUCUUUGUUAUUUUAUAUGCACUGACCUCAUUCAAACCUCAACUCUGUCACCCUUAAUUCUUUUUUUUUCUUCAAAAAAUCUUUCUCGUUGUGUCCGUUGUGUGUUUUCUAUUUCCAGCAGUAGGUAUCCAUUUUUCGCCUACUUUUUUCAUUUUUAUUUUCAAAGUUCCCGGUUGAAAUAUAUGGCUAGUCCACCACCACCCCUUCCUUGUAUAUAAUCAAAAAGAAGAAAUGUACAAUAACCCCAAUUUCCUACAAAUUUUCACCACACUUCCGAGCCCCCGCGUGAGAUUCUCCAAGUUUUCUACAAAAAAUUCGAAAAAAAAUACACUUUGUACGAAAAUUCAGUCAGAACAGCAAAAGACAAAUCAUUUCCCCCGUUUCUCUUGUUUGAUUUAUUCUUUGUGAGUAAUAAAUUAUGAGAUUUU
Caenorhabditis elegans is the source of this 2970-nucleotide messenger RNA. It is a transcript of the gene nhr-88, whose product is annotated as Nuclear hormone receptor E75. Gene Ontology annotation, cellular component: nucleus. Gene Ontology annotation, biological process: DNA-templated transcription; regulation of DNA-templated transcription. Lineage: Eukaryota; Metazoa; Nematoda; Chromadorea; Rhabditida; Rhabditidae. The record is from RefSeq and is marked reviewed. Gene Ontology annotation, molecular function: sequence-specific DNA binding; RNA polymerase II cis-regulatory region sequence-specific DNA binding; DNA binding.